GAGAAAGUAAUUAAUUAAGAAAUUAAAAUUUGUUUAUAUAAAAAUAAAGUAAAAUAAUAUUUGUCACUAGUACAGCUGGAGAAGUCUUUGAGAAAACAAUUCACAAAAAGUAAUGUCUUUUAAAAUUUUUACCAUAUUUAUGGUUCUGGUCUUAGUACAGAACGCUUGGGGCAAGGCUAUAGAUCAUUCCUCGGAAUCAUUAUUCUCUUCUUCCGAUGAAGAAGAUGAAAUUAGAAAAAAUCCCACUCCAGCACAGAAACUUGUUCUCUUCACUUAUGACAAUUUCGUAUCAUUGGCCAAACAUUACUCCAAAAGUGCUGCCAACAUUAGUCGUCUUGUACUCAAAGAUGAAGCCAUGAUUGCCAAUGAUAAACCAGAAGUUUUGGAAGUUAAAAAGAAUUUAACCCUGUAUUUGGAACACUAUGAAUCGAAUAAAAAAGAAAAAGAUUUAUGGGAUAUUUUGGACAUUUAUACCGAUACUGUUGAUAAAUAUAUUGAUAUGCCCGAGGACGCUAUUACUCCCGAGUCUACAUUUAUCGAGGGAAUCCUAAAGAAAUACAAUGCCCAAGAUGUUAUAUUGGAAUUUGCUGUAGAAUUCAUCUCGUUUAUGUCCAAUUUUAGCAAGCUAUUCGAAGAGCAGAAAGAACAUUUGGAUAAGCCCAUUUUGGAUUGGUAUGAAAAGUUUUCGUCUAUAUCGGAUUUUGAAGAAAAAAUCGAUGCUUUUAGUGGCUUUUUGGAAUUGGUUGAUUAAAAAGAAUGGAUUUUAUAAAAUAUAUGAGUUAUAAUUGUUGUAAA
This is a messenger RNA of Lucilia cuprina (Australian sheep blowfly), 795 nucleotides long. RefSeq lists its product as uncharacterized. The transcript is spliced from 2 exons. The coding region runs from base 113 to 751 and encodes 212 amino acids. The record is from RefSeq and is a predicted model, not a curated record. NCBI's taxonomy places the organism in Eukaryota, Metazoa, Arthropoda, Insecta, Diptera, Calliphoridae.